UUUUCUACAGAUGCGGAGAAACAAAAUCUUAUUGACGCUGAUUCGGAGCCUCUCAGAUGGAUGAAUUCUCCAGAAACACAUUCAGACUCUUGUGUCAGUCACGAUGCGUCCAGUGUUGACAUCUUGUGCCAGUUUGAUCCAGUUUGUGUUGACACUGAUUCAAAGACGGAGAAUGAAUGUGACACCAGACGUUCAGCCAGAAGAAAACUGUCCAUGGCCUGUACCAUCAGCUUGGUCUUCAUGAUGGCAGAGGUCUUUGGAGGCUACGCUGCUCACAGUCUGGCCAUCAUGACUGAUGCAGCUCAUCUCCUGACCGACUUUGGCAGCAUCGUCAUCAGCAUCUUCUCCUUAUGGCUCUCCUCAAGGCCAUGCACCAAAAACAUGACCUUUGGGUGGCAUCGAGCAGAGGUUCUGGCCAUGUUGGUGUCGGUGUUGUCCAUGUGGGCGGUGACGGCGGUGCUGGUCUUCUCUGCUGCCCAGAGGAUGGCUGACGGCGACUAUGACAUCAACAGCCACAUAAUGCUCAUCACCUCUGGCUGUGCUGUGGGAGUCAACAUCCUGAUGGUCCUGAUCCUCCAUCAGUCCGGUACAUCCCACAACCACAGUCAUGGGUUUAGCAGCCAUGGACCACAGGGCCACCACCGUCACGGACGCAGCCACGGUAACGCCAGUGUCCGGGCGGCAUUCAUCCAUGUGGUGGGUGACCUGCUGCAGAGCCUCGGUGUCCUGUUGGCUGCAACCAUCAUCCACCUCUGGCCUGAAUUUAAAGCAGCUGAUCCAAUUUGCACAUUCCUAUUCUCCUUUCUCGUUCUUUGGACCACAUUUCCAGUCACAAAGGAUGUUUUCAGAAUACUCAUGGAAGGAAGUCCUCGAGAUGUUAAUGUGGACGGUGUGAAGGAUGCUCUUCUGUCUGUCAGAGGAGUUCGUCAUGUUCACAGUCUGCACAUGUGGAGCCUCAACAUGACUCAGGCUUUACUGUCGGUCCACGUGUCCUCAGAUGAAGACGUGGACUCUGAGCUCAUCCUCACAAAUGCCACCAAGCUGCUGCGCUCAGAGUUCGGCUUCUCCGUGAUCACCAUCCAGGUGGAGCGCUUCAGGACUCCAGAGGGUAAAGAAUACAAGUCAAAGGCCGAACGACGACUGGAACAACACACCGGACUGAUGUAGUCAAACACACACGGUGUCACUGAACAUCAUGUGCUCAAUGUGCUGGUUCUUUUACAAAACCUAAGAUUCCUUUUUGCUUAUUAUCGAGUACAUACACAUGAACAUUCUCUAAUUCUCUGAGUCAAAUUCAGAUAUUUAUUACAACACCAAAGGUCAAGUUUUCUUUUGAAAACAGCAGGGAAUAGAAUUCACCAGUAUUUACACUGAGCAAAAAUAGAAAUGCACACUCAGUUUUUGUUUCAAAUUAUUUUUUUGUAUCAUUUAGGAAAUAUUUUAACCAAACGAUUAUUUUUAUUAUUAUCUUGCCCAAAUAUUCAAGCAGCAGAAACAUGACUAACAGUUUGUACAGAUUUCAUGAGUCCUGACAUCCUGAACUGACCUGGGGUCAGUGGACAGAGCUCAGAGUCAUCCCACUGUUGGCGUCUCGUACAGCGGUUCAUCUCUGGUACAUAGAGUUCACCAGUUUGUCGAUAGUGGCCUGUGGAAUGACAUCACAUUCAUCCUGCAGCGAAACUUGGAGCUGGUGCAUGUUUUCUGGAACCAGAACACUUUGGCUGACCCACUGAUCCAGAACUGUGGCGUUGGGAUUGUGACUGAAGUGCACAUUUAGGGGUGGUCUUUGACCUACCACAUGUAUACGUCUGUCUGAUGUGACCAAUUCAAUGUUAUCCUCAUUGCAGCUCAGUGGAAUAACUCAGUGGGUGGGUAAUCUGCAGAGGUGUCAAGUAACAAAGUACAAAUACUUCAUUACCUUACUUAAG
This is a messenger RNA of Sphaeramia orbicularis (orbiculate cardinalfish), 1928 nucleotides long. RefSeq names its product zinc transporter 2-like. The record is from RefSeq and is a predicted model, not a curated record. The transcript has 8 exons. Bases 61 to 1167 code for a protein of 368 amino acids. Gene Ontology annotation, cellular component: plasma membrane. NCBI's taxonomy places the organism in Eukaryota, Metazoa, Chordata, Actinopteri, Kurtiformes, Apogonidae. Gene Ontology annotation, biological process: response to zinc ion; zinc ion transmembrane transport. Gene Ontology annotation, molecular function: zinc ion transmembrane transporter activity.